GUGGAAGUGAUGUGUUGUGAUGAAACAUUCUACUGAAGAAGCUCCUUCUUCUGAAGAGUUCUGCUUUAGGAGUCAAAAGACAUCACGUCCAUCGAGAGAUUUAAAAGUAAAAGAAAGGAGACAAACAAAUUUAAACUUAUGAAAGAGCUAAUAUCAGACUGAGGACUUGGCUCCUCUUAAUAUCACAUACGUGAAGACUUGGGGUUUGACACUAAAUACUGGGAAACAGAAUGCCAGCCAAGACACCCAUGUACUUAAAGACUUCCACACCAAAGCGAGGCAAGAAAUUUAAAAUACGGGAUGUUCUAUCAGGUGACAUGAUCAGCCCACCCCUGGGUGAUGUGCGUCACAGUGCCCAUGUCGGUCCAGAAGGAGAGGGUGACAUGUUUGGCGAUGUGGGAUUCUUACAAGGCAAGCUUGACAUGCUUCCCACCCUCAAUCAAGCGCCCGGCUCUCAUUCCCACAGCAUGGACAGGAGUCUAGAUGAGAUCAUUGAUGUGAACAGCAAGAGCCACACUUACCAUUACAGUCAUAAUUCGCACCACAAUUCACUCCUCAAAAGCACCAUCUCCAUGCCAGUGUUUAUUGCUCCAGAGCAACCGCCUCCUAAACCACCUCGUCUGCAUUUAGAUGAGCACACAUCGCCUGUUGAUCUAAACCAGCAGCGGCUGAAUAAUCAUCAUAGUCCACAUCCACAGGUUCAAGAUCAACACAUUCAGCAACAGCGUUCAAUGUCUGUGUGCGAAGAAGGAGUCGGGCAUCACGUUGAUCCCUACCAUGAGCUUCUUCUCUCUGCCUCAGUCCCAGUUCUUCCACACCUGGUGCCUUCCACAUGCUCCUUGUCUGAAGCUUCCUCAGAUGAUUCCAUGUCAUACGGCUGUGGGCCACUGGACCCCAAACGAGGCUUGAGUCUGGACUCUGAUGCAGGGCUUAGUAAUGAGGACCUGCGGAGUGAACACUGCGAGUCUCCGGCUGUCUCACCUACCAUGUCACGCUCUGAGUCCCUCAUGGGUUUGGAUCUGGACCUGGGACCAUCCAUUUUGGAGGAUGUUCUUAGGAUCAUGGACCGCUAUAAGACUGUUGAAGAGAGACACGAGAUAUGAACGGACCAGGAGACGACCUCAGAUAGUAUAAUAUAGGUGUCAGAACACUCAAGGCAUCUUAUUAUGCCUGUUUCAGAGGACAAUGGGGAGCAUUGGGAAGUAAAGGCAAUAACUGGGUGUGCCAAUGAUAAUGCAGAUUAAUGGCACAUAUGUAACCGAACAUAACUAUCACAAAUUAUUAUUGUCUUUAAUUAUAAAACACAAUUGCUCAAGAAAUGACACAACUGUUACUGCAUAACAUAACAGUAUUAAUAUGUUUUGUUACUAUGCAUACUGACCAAACUGGAGAUGUUAAAUAUUCAAACACUAACCAUUUUUGUACAGUAUAUUUGCUCUCUGAUAUUUAUGAUGCAAUUUUAUGCAGGGAAAGUAAUUGAGAUUUUGGUUAAAUGGUUUCUAAAAGUGAAAUUUAGUGUCAAAGAUUCUGCUCAAAAGUUAAAAAGUAUAAACUAAAGUACAUUUAGGAGACUAUUACCAGGACAUGGUGCUGUUUUCAUCUAGAUUUACUUUCAUGCAUAAACAUACAGUAUUGUGCAGAUAUGUAAAAUAUGAUGCUGUCUGGCCUGUGACUUUCGAAAGGUAAUUCUUUACCUUUAAAAUCCUGCCUAUGAAUACAAAAGAAAUCUCUUUGUAAAGGUUUAUCUUUGUUGGAAUGUUAUAUUACAAUAUAUUUUAUUCUAUUGUAAUAUAUUAAAAACACAACCAUAUAAAAUAUUAUA
Messenger RNA from Xyrauchen texanus (razorback sucker), 1822 nucleotides. Its product is annotated as cdc42 effector protein 2-like. The record is from RefSeq and is a predicted model, not a curated record. NCBI's taxonomy places the organism in Eukaryota, Metazoa, Chordata, Actinopteri, Cypriniformes, Catostomidae. The transcript has a single exon. The coding region runs from base 231 to 1103 and encodes 290 amino acids.